AACGUCACAACACUGACAGUUCCGCAUUGCCAAAUUUCAACCUGUGGCUUUUCUUAUUUCGUUAAAGAGAUUCGUGUGAUUCCAGGACGGCUAGAACUGAGGUUUCACACUCGUGUCCAGGUGUUUCCCCUAGUUGGGUGUCACGUGAGCUAAUCAGCUGACUGCUGAGGUAAAGAGAGAUGCAGGCAAUAAGAAAUGUCUUCCGAGGGGCCUGGUCCUCCGCGGAGAGACUCGAGGACCGGACGGUCCUCAUCACCGGGGCCAACACCGGGAUCGGCAAGGAGACCGCCAUCGACCUGGCAAAGAGAGGGGCAAAGGUCAUCAUGGCGUGCAGGGACAUGGAGCGAGCUCAGGCCGCCGUGAAGGAAGUCAUUGAAAUCUCGGGCAGCGAAAAUGUCGUGUGCAUGAAACUCGACCUGGCCGACAGCAAGUCGAUUAGAGAAUUCGCCGAAGCCGUCAACAAAGGUGAGCCGAAGCUCAACAUCCUCAUCAACAACGCCGGCGUGAUGGUUUGUCCUUACGGGAAAACUGCCGACGGCUUUGAGAUGCAGAUCGGUGUCAAUCACUUCGGUCACUUCCUGUUGACGAAUCUGUUGAUCGGCCUGAUUAAGAGAUCCGCACCGGCCAGGAUCGUCACGGUGUCCUCCAUGGCUCACUCCUGGGGCUCCAUCAACCUGGAGGACAUCAACAGCGAGAAGAGCUACGACAAGAAGGGCGCCUACUCUCAGAGCAAGCUCGCCAACGUCCUCUUCACCCGCUCGCUGGCCCACAAACUGGAAGGUACGGGCGUGACGACGUAUUCUCUCCACCCCGGAGUCGUGCAGACGGAUCUGUGGCGCCACCUGAGCGGCCCGCAACAGUUUGUGAUGAAGAUGGUCAGCCCCUUCACCAAAAGCUCCUCCCAGGGAGCUCAGACGAGCAUUUACUGCGCGGUGGAACCGUCGCUGGGGAAGGAGAGCGGCGGAUACUACAGCGACUGCGCUCCGGCCAACUGCUCAGCGGCCGGCAAAGACGACGUCCUGGCGCAGAAGUUCUGGGACCUGAGCUGCGAGAUGCUGUCGGUGACGUGGGAAUGAGGCUGAGGGAAUGAGGCUGAGGGAAUGAGGCGCGGUGGGAAUGAGGCUGAGGGAAUGAGGCGCGGUGGGAAUGAGGCUGAGGGAAUGAGGCACGGUGGGAAUGAGGCGCGGUGGUAAUGAGGCGCAGUGGGAAUGAGGCGCGGUGGGAAUGAGGCUGAGGGAAUGAGGCGCGGUGGGAAUGAGGCGCGGUGGGAAUGAGGCUGAGGGAAUGAGGCACGGUGGGAAUGAGGCACGGUGGGAAUGAGGCACGGUGGGAAUGAGGCACGGUGGGAAUGAGGCGCAGUGGGAAUGAGGCUGAGGGAAUGAGGCGCGGUGGGAAUGAGGCGCGGUGGGAAUGAGGCACGGUGGGAAUGAGGCUGAGGGAAUGAGGCGCGGUGGGAAUGAGGCGCGGUGGGAAUGAGGCACGGUGGGAAUGAGGCGCGGUGGGAAUGAGGCUGAGGGAAUGAGGCGCAGUGGGAAUGAGGCUGAGGGAAUGAGGCGCGGUGGGAAUGAGGCGCGGUGGGAAUGAGGCAUGGUGGGAAUGAGGCACGAUGGGAAUGAGGCGCGGUGGGAAUGAGGCACGGUGGGAAUGAGGCGCGGUGGGAAUGAGGCACGGUGGGAAUGAGGCGCGGUGGGAAUGAGGCGCAGUGGGAAUGAGGCUGAGGGAAUGAGGCACGGUGGGAAUGAGGCUGAGGGAAUGAGGCGCAGUGGGAAUGAGGCGCAGUGGGAAUGAGGCGCAGGGAAUGAGGCACGGUGGGAAUGAGGCACGGUGGGAAUGAGGCACAGGGAAUGAGGCACGGUGGGAAUGAGGCUGAGGGAAUGAGGCGCAGUGGGAAUGAGGCGCAGUGGGAAUGAGGCGCAGUGGGAAUACGGCUGAGGGAAUGAGGCACAGUGGGAAUGAGGCACAGUGGGAAUGAUGAUGGAUCCCUCGGCUUCCUGCGUUUUCCUCUGCAGCACGUGUCACCGAUGCUGCAUCGGCGAAACAUCUCGAUACGAGUUACAUAUUCUAGCAGCACUUUUGAUGUUUAUACUAACAUGCAGUUUUCACAUAACGCUCACGGCACCUAUUAUCCAUUAAAGAAAAUACUAGUAAAUUAUAUAACGUAUGUAAAGAUUGUGAUUUCUAUUUUGAUAAUGUGAUUGCACUCUCGAAUACUUUUCUAUCACGUGUUUUUAUAAUCGCUUUUGGAGGAGAUGUCUGGAUAACAUCGUGGAAUGAUUCAUAAAGGUGUCAGACUACAGGAGUUUCUUCAUGUCGCUAAUGUUUUGUCUGUGUUUUCUGGCAUUAAACACGGUGUCACGAUC
Molecule: messenger RNA, 2360 nt
Organism: Cyclopterus lumpus (lumpfish)
Lineage: Eukaryota; Metazoa; Chordata; Actinopteri; Perciformes; Cyclopteridae
Gene: rdh12l
Product: retinol dehydrogenase 12, like
Exons: 7
Coding region: 180-1076 (298 amino acids)
Source: RefSeq, a predicted model, not a curated record